UUUUAAAAGAAUUCAGGUAAUUCAAAGACUAAUUAUUUACGUACUCUAAGCCAUUCGUUUUUCCACUCUGCUCGCUCAUAAAUAACGCCCCAAGGUUCCUGUUUUUGCCGACCGCAUUCAUCCCUUCUUCUACUUUUUAUAUAUUUUUCCACCAGACAAGGCGUCCGUUGAGCACAAAGCAACUCAACAUGGACGCCCUGUCUUCCUCCUUUCUCUCCACCUUACCACCAUCAAAACUCUGUUCUCCGCCCAUCAUCACCGCACCUAGAUCAACUUCGUCACCAUCUUAUGCUCCUCAACUCUACAUUUCUUCUGUUAGAAUUGAAGAAAAACUUCCAGCUUCCAGUAUUCCUGGCACAACCACCAGCACCACCACAACAAAAACACCACCCCCAUCUCCUAAAACUCAACCUCCACCGCCGGCAUCAUACACAUCAGUUGGAGUUGGAGCAAAGACAAGAGGAGAACCAAAGUUAUCCACGUUGAUCUUCAAUACAUUUGACGACAUCAUAAACAACUUCAUAGACCCUCCAAUCCGCCCCUCGGUCGAUCCCAGACACGUUCUCUCCCACAACUUUGCUCCGGUUGAUGAGCUUCCUCCAACAAAGUGUGACGUUAUACAAGGAUCCCUCCCACCUUGCCUCGACGGUGCAUACAUACGUAACGGCCCCAACCCUCAGUACCUCCCUCGAGGACCCUACCACCUCUUUGAUGGUGAUGGUAUGCUUCACUCGAUCCGAAUCUCCAAGGGCCAGGCUACCCUCUGUAGCCGAUAUGUAAAGACUUACAAGUACUCCAUUGAAAACGAAAUGGGUUCUCCAGUAUUUCCAAAUGUUUUCUCUGCCUUUAACGGCCUAACUGCGGCUGCAACUCGCGGCGCUCUCACCGCUGCCAGAGUACUAACUGGUGAGUACAAUCCUGCAAACGGUAUUGGUCUUGCAAACACUAGUUUGGCCUUGUUUGGAAACCGUCUCUACGCACUUGGUGAGUCAGAUCUACCUUAUUCCAUACGCUUAACACCCGGGGGGGAUAUAGAAACAUUAGGUCGCAUUGAUUUUGAUGGAAAGCUGUUUAUGAGCAUGACUGCUCACCCUAAGAUGGACGCUGACACUGGCGAGGCCUUCGCUUUCCGUUAUGCACCUAUGCCUCCAUAUCUAACUUAUUUUUACUUUGAUGCGAAUGGAAAUAAACAGCCAGAUGUUCCUAUAUUCACUUUGUCCCGCCCAUCUUUUCUCCAUGACUUUGCAAUUACAAAGAAGUAUGCAAUAUUUGCUGACAUACAGAUAGGAAUGAAUCCCAUGGAAAUGAUCUUUGGAGGAGGAUCUCCUGUGGGUACAGACCCAGCCAAAGUACCUAGAAUCGGAGUCAUCCCUCGAUAUGCAAAAGACGAGUCAGAAAUAAGGUGGUUUGAUGUGCCAGGUUUCAACCUCAUACACGCCACCAAUGCGUGGGAUGAAGAUGAUGGUAACGCGAUAGUCAUGAUUGCACCAAACAUUCUAUCGGUAGAACACACCCUGGAGAGAAUGGACCUUGUUCAUGCCUUAGUGGAGAAGGUAAGAAUCGACUUUAGAACAGGGCUAGUAACAAGGCAUCCCCUUUCAGCAAGAAAUUUAGAUUUCGCAGUGUUAAAUCCUGCUUAUGUGGCAAAGAGGAACAAAUAUUUGUACGCAGCAGUAGGCGACCCAAUGCCAAAAAUAUCAGGAGUGGUAAAGUUGGAUGUGUCCAAUGGACAGCGCCAGGAGUGCACAGUUGCUAGUAGGAUGUAUGGGCCAGGGUGCUUUGGCGGGGAACCAUUCUUUGUGGCCAAGGAUCCAGGGAAUCCUGAGGCAGACGAGGAUGAUGGCUAUGUGAUUUCAUAUGUUCACAAUGAAAACACUGGACAGUCAAGGUUCUUGGUGAUGGACGCAAAGUCACCAAAUCUUGACAUCGUGGCUGCCGUGAAGCUGCCCCGUAGGGUGCCGUACGGUUUUCAUGGACUUUUUGUGAGGGAAACCGACUUAAAUAAGCUGUAGAAGUAGAUAAAUUUAUUCCCUUCAGGCUCAGGCGGAUCACACAUUAAACAUUGUAAUAGACGUAUGACUAAUCUAUACUAUAGCAGAUCACAUGAAGUUACGAGGUGUAUGCAUAAUUAAAGCACUUUAAUCAAGAGAUAUUCGGAUGAAAAAGGCCAAGCCUUGUUGUAUUGCAUUUGUAAGUAUGUACAAAAAAACAGUAUCAUACAUGAUAAGUUUAUAAUUAAUUCGAAUACACGAGGGAUAAGAAGUGAAAUCGAGCCUUUGAGAGUGACAUUGUCAAAGCAUCAAGCUUAUUUUUA
This is a messenger RNA of Durio zibethinus, 2314 nucleotides long. RefSeq names its product putative carotenoid cleavage dioxygenase 4, chloroplastic. Gene Ontology annotation, cellular component: chloroplast stroma. The record is from RefSeq and is a predicted model, not a curated record. NCBI's taxonomy places the organism in Eukaryota, Viridiplantae, Streptophyta, Magnoliopsida, Malvales, Malvaceae. Gene Ontology annotation, molecular function: carotenoid dioxygenase activity. Gene Ontology annotation, biological process: carotene catabolic process.